Fomitopsis serialis is the source of this 1320-nucleotide messenger RNA. RefSeq lists its product as uncharacterized. The transcript has 6 exons. NCBI's taxonomy places the organism in Eukaryota, Fungi, Basidiomycota, Agaricomycetes, Polyporales, Fomitopsidaceae. Bases 1 to 1320 code for a protein of 439 amino acids. The record is from RefSeq and is a predicted model, not a curated record.
AUGUCUUCUAAUGAUUCUGCACACCCAAGGCUCUCAGGCUACGCGCUUUUAGCCUCCGUCCAUUUCAAGGUUUCCGGUAUGAACUUCCCAUACUGGCAGCGCCGCAAAGUCGACAAAUGCGCAGAUUCGUUCUACACGGAAAAGGCAAAGAAGUUCUUCAAGGCGUACGGCAUCAAAUUGAACAAAGCGACGUGCUGCUUUGUGAGUGGGCCGUCAGCGAGGCUGAAGGACAGCGUCAGUUCAUGUGCAAUACGUAAGGUGCUCGCGGCGGCCGUGGACAAGUAUCAGUCGCUACCUUGGGACGAAGAAUAUCACAGAGCGAACCACGUAUCUCAAGCUCCCGGCUCACUGAUAAUGCACUCCAGAGAUUCCGUCAUGUUCUCAAACCUGGUUCCAAUACUACUGCCGCUCAAGGCCCCUGUACCUGAGGAGGACUCAGGAAUACAAUUACCCAAGCGGCCAGCCUCGCCUACCCUCGACGAACCUUCAGGGCCGAAACGGCGGCGGACGGAUCCCGCCACGCAUAAUCCAGAGCCCAAAGCCCCGGAAGAUACGCACGCUCGUGUUCAACUGGCUACCCAAGGUGGACGCCCCUCAUUGAAAUCAACGCCUCUGUUCUACCCCUCCGACACCGAGAGCAUCUUUGGUUCCUCCCCUGUGCUUGGUCUCAAGAGUUCAGCUUGGGAUCUCGGCUAUCUGGCUACGCCCACAGGUGUCUCGGCGCAGACUCAACAAGGCGAACAAGGUGGCCUCGCGGAGAAGGAGAACAAGCCCGUCGCCGGAAGUUCUAGAAGCGGCAGCUAUUCGACUAACGGCCGCGGUCGCGGUGCAGCCCGUGGUCUCAAAAUACUGGGAAUGUUGCACACAGAACGCCUUUUCGACGUGCCGCAGAUGACCGCCACGACUGGCGACUCAAAGGGGGGACCUGCGCCGUCCGGAUCGUCGACCGUCUUCGGCACGCCCAAAGGUCUUAUGGCAUCUUCGUCGCUGCGUCUGAAUUCUACGUCGAGCACUCUGGCUGGUACCGACGCUGUGGCUCUGACUGGAGAAGGGAACGCCGUCUUGGGUGCUGCUAUCUCUGGCUCUGUGUCUUCCUCGAUGGAUACCACCGCUCGGAGCUCUGUCCCUUCUCACGCCCUGUCCGAGACCAAGACACUGCAAGGCCGGCUCGCUGCACGGGGAAACGACGUCAAUGAUGCUUCGAGCGCUCCGAAAUCUAAUGAGCCCAUGAGCAAUAGCGUGAAGCAGGGGGGAGAGGAGGGAGAGAGGUCGGAGUGGGCGAUCCGUAUGCAGCGCCUGGACGUAUCGGCCAGAAUGUGA